AUGGCAAAGACAAAAGUUACUCCAGGGAAAUGUCGUAAAUGCCCCAUGUGCACCUACAUGGCAAGAACGGAAGAGGACUACAAAAGCCAUGUUGUACAGUGCGCUAUGAGAACAUUUAACUGCACCUUUUGCAGUUACUCAAGCAAUAAGGAGAUAAAUGUCAAGAGACAUGAGAAAAGAGCCCACCUUGGCCUGAUUGAGGAGCCCAUCAAGCUUGAUGGUAGGCCCGAUGAGAGAAGAGAGGCAACUUGUAAUGAAAGUGUUGAAAAAGACGAAGAGGAAUCAGGGAAAGAGUGGCUUAAGCAAGACUAUGGGGACGUUAUUGGCACUCUGUCUACUGAUAGUAGUGAUAAUGAAGAAGAGGCAAAAGAUUCCCCAUCACAGAAAGAGGAAAAAGCCAUUAACGAUAAGCUGUUGGAGGGUAGAGUCGUAAGGAAACAAACAGCACCCACCAAACCCCACAUUCCAAAAACGAAGAUUCCUCAAUCCACUAGUAAACCAGAAGUUGAAGGUACUCAAGAAUCCAAAUGUGAGAGUUGUAAGAGGAAGAGAUUCAUGGUGGACAUUGGAACCCAGACUGAGGCGGGUGAGAAGACCAUCAUGAGGUCUACCAAGCGGGUCAAAAGAUUUCGUGAGGGUGACAUUGACAUUGAAGAAGUAGUUGAGGAGAAGACUGAACUUCGCUGA
Molecule: messenger RNA, 687 nt
Organism: Saccostrea cuccullata (small rock oyster)
Lineage: Eukaryota; Metazoa; Mollusca; Bivalvia; Ostreida; Ostreidae
Exons: 1
Coding region: 1-687 (228 amino acids)
Source: RefSeq, a predicted model, not a curated record